Molecule: messenger RNA, 7542 nt
Organism: Haliotis rufescens (red abalone)
Lineage: Eukaryota; Metazoa; Mollusca; Gastropoda; Lepetellida; Haliotidae
Exons: 16
Coding region: 339-2291 (650 amino acids)
Biological process (GO): cytoskeleton organization; lamellipodium assembly
Cellular component (GO): actin cytoskeleton
Molecular function (GO): actin filament binding
Source: RefSeq, a predicted model, not a curated record
GCCAUGUUUGAUAUGCGCGCAUGGGAGAUCCGGAUUGGGCCACAUUUAAUGUUUACUAGUGUGAAAUGCUAACUCUAUGAGUUACGGUUGAGUGAACAUUGAGUGUCGAGCUAACCCAGUCAACGGUAGAGCCAACCAGAAAAGCCUCCUCCCCCGAUGAUAAUAAUGGGCUGGUCCGAACAGCUUCAGUGCUCUCUGUUGAACAGUGUGAUGGAAGGUCUUUCGUAGACAUGAUGCUACUAGGAUGAGGAAAUUUACGCUUACCUUUUCUCGUGGACAACUUACUAGCUGUUAACAUAUUUUACUUUUCCUAGCCGCCCGAGUUUUAUCCUUCCACCAUGGGCCAGAAGCAUGGGAAACAUCGCAAGGAGGGGGACGAAGAAGGGGAAGGGGAAGCAUCCCUCACGGGUUCCCCCAAACGAUCAUCCAAAAGGGGGUCGAAGUCGUCAAGGACGCCAAGUCGAGAGUCCACGCCCCCCAACAUAGAAACAUUAGACAGAGAACCCAGGGCGGGACCAAAGACGAAAGAUAUUGUGAUUGAAUCAAAGACAACUGCUGAAACUGUGCCUAAAUCGGCAUCACCUCCGAAGAAAUCGCCAACCAAAAAGUCCCCUUCUAAAGGUGGGAAGAAGAAGGCAAAGAUUGCUCAUGAAGAAGUGAUAACAAGGUCGGAAGACAAAGGUGUAGAAAGUGGGCGUGGCAACCCGCAAACCCCGGUGAAGGAUAAUGGGCCUGAAUUCGAACCAGUGACGCCAAUGACCAUGAACGACAUGUCGAUAACCAAUCACAACCCCCAGGCCACCUCGACACCUGCCGCGCCCAACGGGGUUGUCAGCACGGGCGUCACGAUCAACAGUCCACAUCUUAGCCCUGAGUCCACUGACCAUUCCGCGAGUGAGGAUGAAGAUGAGGAGAACACACCAACAGACCAGCAGUUUUCGUUUCGCUGCCCGAGCCCCACUAGUUCCUUAACAUCAGCCUCUACGACAAGCAGUUGGAGACGGAAUGCCUCGCACGACUCUUCCAUGGAAAGAAGGUCGGGGAUGAACUUUGGCCGGUUCUACACUGGCAGUUACUUGGAAAACAGCAAAACGGAUUAUUUAAAACGAGCAAGCCUCAACCCCAAGGAGACCCAGAAAUCCCCUCAUUAUCAUAGACCCCUCGAGCCCGGACGUUACCAAGCUAACUUCUCCUAUUCGAGUGACAAACCAGAAUUUCUCAAAGCAAGAAAAAUAUCGGCGUCAGGGAGCAGCGGGAUGAUGGCGCUAGCGUCCGGGGGGACACGUGUCGUCAAGGUGCGCCGCAGCUCCUCCCCCAGCAGCCUCCGCAACUCGGAGGCCGUCAGGAUGAGCACCUACCCUGCGGGCAAGCGACCCCUGCCCAACGAGGUGGAGAAGAUCGAGAGGGAUGACUGGCCAGGACCUGCCUCCCCAGCUGCCAUUCUGCCGGAGAUCUUGCGAGAGCGGCGGAGGAGUCGGGGGGAGAAGGACGAUGACGAUGAUGAGGAGGUGGAACAAGACCCCAAGUUCGAACGCGAGCUGGAGGAGAUCUCCAAGUUGAAGGACAAGUCCGGCAUUGGCUCCCUCAUCUACAAGGAGAUGGAGGAGAGAAGGUCUCUGCCCAAGAAGCCGAUGGACCCCUGGCUCUCCUCGCGGGUCCCGAGUGCCAAAUAUGUGCCCAGAUACAGCACACGGUUCCAGUCGCCCAUGUUUGCCUCUCCGUCUCGAUUUCUUGACCGACCUCGCUACGCAUGGGAUGACAGUGAUAUCCGUGGUUACCGAUCUCUGUCUGGCAUCGGUUAUGGCUACAAUCAGACACCCAAGCCAGGCUAUGGACCAUCCUAUGGUGUGGCACCAAGGGCAGCAACUCUGCCACUUUCGGGUCUCUUUGGUGCUAGAGAUGAAUUCGAUCUCUACCACAUUAACCAUGAUGAGCCGACACAGAACGGAGACAGAACUACACCCACAUCUACUUUGAACGCUGAUGGUGUUCCCAAGCGUGAGCCGCGGGUGUGGGGCAUCAGUGGCGUGUCGGGGUACGAGGGUCCUUCCAUAUCAUUACUCAAGCUGCAGAAGAGCACCUGGCACACAGAGUCGGAACCCCCGGUUUAUCCAUAUGACAAGUUGAAGAUAACAAAUUUUGAUCUGCCCAAAGAUGUAGAUACAAACCAUUUAGAGAUUCAUCUAAAUGAGGAAGAAUUCCAAAGUAUAUUUGAAAUGCCUAAAGAAAAGUUUUAUAGAUUAGCAGAAUGGAAGAGGAACGACAUCAAGAGAAAACAACAUUUGUACUGAGAUGUGGCUGAGGUAGAAGGAGGUGCCAUCAGGAACCAUCUAUCAUCCAAUCACAGGCAUUGUUACAAAUAACAAACGUCCAAACCGCAAGCCGAUUUUGCAUCUGUGUAUAUGCCUUUCGUUGCCAACAGAAUUGGCAAAGACAUUCACUGCAGUUUUCAGCGGGAUGUGUGUAUGGAGAUAACUCCAAUCUUGCUUCCUUUUGCAAAGGGAGCUUACUCCUUCUUGAUCUUGUGCAAAGGGGAAUAAUGCUGGAGAAAAUAUCCCAUUUUGUUAAUAAGGUCAAUGGGAGAUAACUCUUGGAAGCCCAAAAUGAUCCCUAACAACCACUAUUAGUUUUUCUUCUUUUCGAAUUGAAAAAGAUAUUAAAUGGAGUUUCUGGAAGAAAAUCAUUUCUUGAUGAUUUGAAGACAUUUAACCAGUUGACUUUUCUUUAUAGUGACAAACAAGAAUUGAAAACUGAUUCUUAGUGCUGAAGACCUGGUUUGUUCCGCAAGGAUUCAGUGAAGAAGUGCUAUAUGAGAAUUCCCACCCUGGUCACGAUUCCCACAACGUAAUAAGUGAGGAAUUGCAGGAAUUACACUUUGAUGAAAAUGUUUUCACCAAAAUGGCUGUGUUUAAUACAUGGUUUGCUACUCAAGUGGAGAUAACUCUAACUGAACAAUUGCAUCUAGCAUCUCAUGAUCAUAGAGACACAUGGCCAACUGAAACCCUCCCAGAAGAGGGUUUGCUUCUUCAUUGAGAGCAUAAUAUCUUCACUGGCUAUCUAUCUAGCAGUGCUGGCUUAAGCUGAAACGUAUAACUCCGAUGACCAGUGCGUGGCCUGUCAUCUGGGAGCAGUCUUACUGACAGAAAGACUGUGCAUGAUGAUCGCAUUUAUAUACAUAAUCACUGUAAAACAGUACAUUUGCUAUGUAUUCAGCCUUGAAUGUUACAACUAUAUACUGUCAACCAUAGUUUAACUGACCUGGUUAAUAAGCGCCAGAACUUGAUAAAAAAACAGGCCAUAUUUUAUUUAUGCACAUAAGGUUGUGUUUUAUUUUGCAUAUUCAAGCCAAUGCUAUAAUGUCUUAUAUUUUAAGAUUUUUCAUUUGUAAUAUUUUUCCUGAAGAUGGUUUUAUAUUCUGUGAUCGAUAUGAGAAGCAUGUUCCACUUUAUUUUUCUUUGGUUCACACAAAACAUGGUAUUUGGUAAAUAUGGGUAUUUGGCUGUUAAUGGUAUAUGCUGUGGAAUCUGAACUGUUUAAAUCUAUUUUUGUUUAUCUUUUGUUUUUUAUAUCCAAUGGCAUUAUUCAUAAGUCAUGUUUGGUUGUGUUUGCAUACGAAGAAGUCUGCAUUUAUUUAUGAUUGUAUCAACAAGGAAAACAGUUCGCUGCUUGUAAAUUAUUUUUUGCUUGUAUAUUUAUCAUCUGCUUGUUGCCCAGUGUAUGUUUCGGCAGAUUCUUUGUUGACGAUGAAAUUCUGCCGUUCAUCAGUUAAUUACACUUCCGUAACCAUGGUUACUUGUCAUGUCCAUUGCAUAUUUGUACAUAGCACUUGGUCAGCAUAAUUACCACGGAUUUAUUGGAUAACCAACUUCCUAAUUUCAGUAGAUUCCUGUAACCAUCAUCGUUUGCGUGAAACCAGAAAACGAGAUGUUCUGCGAAUUGAUUCAUGCAUGUGCAACAACAUUUUCUUAUCAAGCCUAUUAAAUAGUCCGAUGGACAGAGAGAGAAGCACCAAGAAGAAAUGUAAUGAGUUUUACACCAAAUCGUGAGAUGUUGUGAGGGGCGGAGGGUAGCCAAGUGAUUAAAGUGCUCAUCACAAACCAGGUUCGAUUCCAUCAUGGGACAAGCUGUGAAGCCCUUCUCAAUGUCCCUACCAUUUGUCUGGGCUAUUGCCAAAAGCAGUUACAUCCAACUCCGUUAUCGUGUACCAUAUGUUAUAAAUUUAUUCAGAAUCAAGCAGUUACAUCCAACUCCGUUAUCAUGUACCAUAUGUUAUAAAUUGAUUCAGAAGUAUUCAAACAAUAUUUGAUACCUAUACCUCUUUGAACCUUUUUUCGAUCUCUGCACUGUGAAGUAAUUUUUGCGAAAUGACGUUUUUGUACACCUUGUAAUAUAUAGCCCUGGAGCCUGUAUAAUCAGCUUGGAUUCCAUUGUGCACCUCUGCGGUUGAAAAAUCAUGUGCGAGAUCGAGAACACCGUACUGCACCAUGGUGGUGCCGGCUGAGUGUGGCGCCGGCUGGGGGUUGCGACAGGACUUGAGUGCCUAAGGCGUGGUAGAUCUGUACAUAAGCCAUAUUGGUUAUCAGUUGUUGGUUCAGUUCUUGUACAAAUGAUGUAGUUAUAACCAUGUACAGUUGGACGGAUGGAUGGAUGGCGAGAAUGAAUCCUGCUUUGUGAAGGAGGCGGCGGAGUUGAAGAUGGUGUCGACCCUCGUCUCGUGUGUUGGACUUGGCGAUGUUGUGUGUCCUCACUGUACAGUGCUUGUACCCUGUGUGUAGAUCUUGCCUGACCACAUUCACCCUAGGCUCCUCAUAUAUUAGGUAUGACAUUUUUUUUUUUUUUAUUUAUUUUUUUUUUAGAUGAGUAAUAUAAAAUAAUUCAAAAUUCCUAUUUUUUACUUUGUUUAUGGACUACAAAGCUCAAAUUUAACAAAUGUGACUAAAAUUAUUUUUUUUGGUCUUUUUUUCUUUUUAUUUGUGUCCAGUCUGUUAAAUUUGUCAGUACUAAAAAAAUAUUCGAAGUAGGCAAAAGGGUAUGAAUGUCUCCCUUUGAUUUUUUAAAAUUUUGUGUUUGUCCACAUGUAUUGUUUUUGUUUUUUUUAGAUCUGUAAACAAAUUAUGAUAAGAAAGAGGCCACGGAAUGAAGUGAGAUUCCUCCCCUUCAACACACGGAUCUGCCGCUAUUCGUCAUAAUUUGGUUUGAACUUUUUUAGAUAAGUUUUAGAAGAAUUAGCUUUUAAUAUUGUAUUAUAAAUAAAAAAUGGCAAAAGUCUAAGGUGAAUGUGUUUUGGCUUGCUAGGAUAGUUGACAUAUUAAGCUAUCAACGUUUUAUGAAAGACGUUUGUGUUGAUUUGGUGCUUUUUACGAUUGUAGAUUUUUUAAUCAUAUCUGUUUAAUUGGUAUUGUUGGUGUUAUGAACAUGCAACCCUCUUUUUCCACAAUGGAUUCUUCCACGAUGUUUGAUCUUGAAAUCAUGGAGAGUCUAUUUUGAGAAAUGGGUGAAAUAUUAAUCUGCUUUGUAAGUGUUGAAUUUCUGAGAAACCUUGUCCCCCUGUCCAGUCAUUGUUGAUGAGUGUUGAUGUUCGUAUGCUUGUUAUCACUAAUGGUAUGUCUGUUUAAUGUUUGUUAAUUUUCAUCCCGAUCUUGGAUUUGUUUGUGUGAUAUGUCACUGAUUCGUACAUCACGGUCAAUUUUUUUUUCUGUUGAAUCAUGGCCAAUAUCCAACCUCAACAUGUUAUGUUAAUUUUAUGUGAAAACAAUAUGGGAAAUGUGAUUGAAUUUCAUAUUGAUUCAAAUAUAUUGGAUUACAGGUAUAUUUAAAUUACUGAAUUGAGAAAUUUGUCUUAUGUAAUCCUGAACAGUAAUACCAAAUAUGGUAAAAAAAGCUUAACUUUCAAACAUUUUAUUAUUCAAAUAAUGGCAUCUUGAUCAUAAUGUGUACGGAAGCUUAGGACAAGUGAUAUUGAAAUGGUUAUUUUUGUGAUAUUACCAUAUGUUGGACGUUGCCUCGGUGACAAGUCGCUGUUUUUUGGUUGCCACUGUUGUAUGGCAUUAGGUCCCCUAGCCAUAAGGGACACUCGCUUUAACAUAUCAGUAAAAAGGCUAGUUUCAUAGAACUUUUAAGUUUUAGAGAUGUUUUAAGCUUAGACAAUUUUUCCAUCCGAUUUGAUUCAGAACUUUACCAAGUGCAAUAUACAUAUUUAGCAAGUUGAUCAUGUGACUAUGUUGUGGACAUUCUUGAUUCUGAAGGCUUUCGUGCAUGAUACGGUUGAUCGAUAAUCAAAUCCAACCUGAAUUAUGCAAAUUUGAAAAAUUUGAAAAUUUAAAUAUACAUUUAGCGCUAUACUGAAGGGCGCAAUAUAAUGGUAACCACCUAGAAUUUUUUUUUCAGAUUUUUCAGGCUGUAUCAAUUUCAAUCAGUUUCUGCAGAACUGCUUUUUCUGCGAGAUGUUGAUUUCAUUAAACCAGAUCUGAGCUCCUGUGAGUGAUUGAAGUAUGUACCACUUAGACACAAUUCCCUCGUUCUAUGACUGUUUCAUCACACCUGACUAUCAUAUUGCGUUAUUGGACAACUUAUAUUGUCAUGCUAAGGAAAUGGUAUUACAUUUGUACUUGAAUUGAAAUGCUAUACACAUGAAAUUGAGAAACAGUUUGAAAACCGUUUUGUGUGAACGUUUCAAGGUAGGAUACAAUAUUUCAUUUGCAACUACGGUGUAAGCAUUUUUUGGAGUAAUGUUUUGCAAUAGUUUAUAUUCUAAUGUUUUGGAAUAUUACUUUGCAAGUGGAGUUCUCCAAUUCCAGCAAACUAGUCCCACUAUCUUUUGAGACUAUCAACUUGCUCCUGUACUCGGCUUCAUGUAGAUUACUCACAACUCUCCUGCUUUGUAGCACUGGCGACUAACCACACAGACCGUGGUAGCUACGUUUGGCAUUGCUUGCGGUUUCUGAGAUAAAUGCACCUUCUCAAGAACUGACUUUCUUGUUAGUCUGUUUGUGGACAUUAGUUAAGUCUCUGCAACAGGCUUAACUUCUCCGAGGUUGGUGGUCAGACUAGAAUGAAAUCAAAUUCACUGGCUGCAAGGUUCUGGCAGCUGCAGCAAUAAUUAGAUUAUAGGUAUCAGAGCCCCGCUUUUCAAUGCGAUAUCAGUGUGACGGCAGUUAUAAGUAUGUGUUGAAGAACGUCUUAGUGCUAGGACCAUGGUAAGGUUACGUGGAAGAAAUUGGGUUACGUCCUAGUGCUGGGACUGUUGAAGUCUGUUGAAGAACCGGAGUAAGAUGUCUUUGUCCAUGUGGAAGAAUCAGUAACGUCUUAGUGCUAAGAUCGCAUUGUGGAACGGGGACAUGUUUGAAUCUGAUAAUGGCCAGGACAGGAGUUGUAAUCUACUGCAGCGUGUAGGUUGGCUUGGUGCAGCCUCUUUCUGUCUCUAGUUGUCCACGUGUGUACAUUGAUACAUCUGUUUGCUACGCUUGUACCAGGCAGUGACAGACAUUGCCAUCAGCAGAUUGGCUUUAUAUGCAAAGAAAUAAAAUGGAUUCCUUCUCUUUA